Seminavis robusta is the source of this 2517-nucleotide messenger RNA. The record is from the annotation of a GenBank genome assembly. Lineage: Eukaryota; Bacillariophyta; Bacillariophyceae; Naviculales; Naviculaceae.
AUGGAAAACGAGCUGGACGUCGAUGAUUACAUUGCCAAAGCCAAAGCCAAAGCAAACCGCACCCUCGCCGGGACGCCAGUGGGUGCAAUCCCAAGCACUGAUGGGGUAAAGGUUCUAGGAGACCGCAAGACCAAGCGAGUGCCCUCAGACCAUCCAAGAAGUAGUGAGAGCUCUAUGGAAACUCAGCAGGCGAAUGUUGAUGCCCAACAACAAGUCGGUGCCAUUUCCAGUGCCAGUGGGCCAAAAGCCUUGGGAGAAUGCAAGAUGAAACGGUGCCCCACGGACUCUCAACCGACAAGUAACCCACGAGGUUCUGUGCAAGCUGAGCAGCCGGAUGGUGAAGACAAGCAGAGAGUUGGUGCUAUCCCCAGCAGCAACGGGCCCAGAGUGCUAGGAGACCGCAAGAUCAAACGAUGCCCUCCCGACUCAUCUCCUCCCCCCAUCAAUGGUCUUGUUGAAGAUGGGCGUCAACAUGGCGCAGCUUAUCCCCGCAGCGUUCCCCUCGGUGACAGCAAUCACACAACUGGAAGUGGCAGACGCACUCGUUACCGUGAUAAACUUGCAGCCCUCGGAAACAAGGGUAGUGCCACUACUAUUGCCACCCGAGACGAUCAGUCAUCAAAUACUGUAGACUUCUUGGAAGGGAGGGGGGGCACAGCAAAUGGACUUGAGAACAGUGGUGAUCAUGGACUUGUGGCAGCUCGUCCUGUUGAAGAUGAGAAUAUUCCGGAAAAGCUACCUCAAGCUGAGCAGUGGGAUGAAGAGGAGCAUCUUGCCCAGGUGGAAGAAGCUCGUAAGGAAGGAAAUCUCAAGGUUUUUGGCUACCUUGGCCUUGGUCUGCUUGCUCUUCUUGUUGUGGUACUGCUGGUUUUGUUCCUCCCCAAGCAUAACAAUGAGGAUGCCCUUACAUUUUCUCCAUCAGCUAGUCCUUCAGCAGCUCCAUCAACUCAAAAAGACUACACUAUGAACCUGUUGCCUGAGUUUUCCUCCAAGAACAUCCCUGUCAUUGGUACUCCACAACACAGAGCCUUUCAGUGGCUUAUGAAUGACACAGCAGUGGGACUCUAUUCUGAUACCAGGCUGGUCCAACGUUAUGCAUUGGCAGUCAUCUUCUAUGCCACAGGAGGAAAUGAUUGGUACAACCUUGUCAAUGAAGGAUGGCUGAGUCAUGAUUUGCACGAAUGCAGUUGGUCAUUCACCAAAGACACUGAGCUCAUCAUCAAUGACUCCAAUGGCCAUGAAGAAAUAUUCCUACCCGAAGGCCCCUGUGCCAAUACUGGCAUCAUUGGUCUAGAGGAUGACUUGUACUAUGAAACUCUCUGGCUUCCCGAGGCCAACUUGGAGGGCAACUCAAUCCCAUUGGAGCUAUUCCUUUUGACAUCCUUGCAUACUCUCAACCUUGAUGGGAACCCCUUUUUGUCAGCUACAAUCCCAACAGAGAUUGGAAUGCUCACCAAUCUCGAGAACUUGGCAUUGAGUUUCUUUGAACACCUCACUGGAGAUUUACCUUCAGAGAUUGGAUUCUGUGCCGGUUUGACAUCCCUCAGGAUUGAACAAACAGCCUUAUCAGGUUCCCUUCCAACAAGCAUUGGGAUGCUACAGAAUCUCACCUUGUUUAUUGCUGUUGAAUCAAGCUUGUCAGGGUCAAUUCCAUCAGAAGUCGGACUGUUAUCAUCACUUCAAGUCUUCAAUGCAGCUAGAAACAUCAUGAAUGGAACUAUACCCAGGGCCAUCCCAUCAGAGGUUGGUUUGCUUUCAUCACUUUGGCUUUUUCAUAUCUAUGGAAACAAUCUCAGUUCCAGUAUCCCAACAGAGAUUGGUGCCAUGCAUGGCAUGGAAUCACUGCAUCUCUAUGACAACCAUCUCACUGGGUCCAUGCCAUCGGAAGUAGGCAUGAUGAGCUACUUGUUUGAGUUCAAAGUGAAUCACAAUGAACUUACUGCCAAGAUCCCUUCUGAGAUUGGACAGCUCUUCGACCUGUCCAUGCUUCAUCUACAGGAUAACAUGCUCACAGGAACCCUUCCAGCAGAGAUGUACAAUUUGGCCCACUUGGAAGAGCUGCAGCUGCACAGGAACCAGCUGGCUGGACCUCUGGCUGCUGAAAUUGGUCUCUGGUCUUUUAUGUACUUGUUGUCUCUGGAUGGCAACAGAUUCUCUUCAAAGAUCCCAACCCAAAUUGGACUCUUGGGUAAUAUGGAAUUACUUUUGCUUUCUGGCAAUGCACUCACUGGCCCAUUGCCAUCCGAAAUUGGUUUGAUGACCAUGCUGUCCUACUUGGAUGUUUCAGAUAAUGACUUGACUGGAGAAGUCCCCCAGGAAUUGGCUGUUGUCUUGUCAAGUCCCCGUCUUGAGUUGGUCAACUUCUCUGGCAAUGCACUUGCUGGGGAGCUUAUGGGCGAACUCUGUGUUGCAGAUAAAUCGCUGUUCCAUUUUGACUGCCAUGCAAUGCUGUGUGGUUGCUCCUGUGUGUGCCAGAAUCUCUCAGCUCCCUUGGCCAAUGCCAGUCAUCACAAUUGA